Brachypodium distachyon (stiff brome) is the source of this 1239-nucleotide messenger RNA. RefSeq names its product adenylate isopentenyltransferase 3, chloroplastic. The transcript has a single exon. Gene Ontology annotation, cellular component: mitochondrion. NCBI's taxonomy places the organism in Eukaryota, Viridiplantae, Streptophyta, Magnoliopsida, Poales, Poaceae. The record is from RefSeq and is a predicted model, not a curated record. Gene Ontology annotation, molecular function: tRNA dimethylallyltransferase activity. Gene Ontology annotation, biological process: cytokinin biosynthetic process; tRNA modification. The coding region runs from base 1 to 1239 and encodes 412 amino acids.
AUGGAGUCCAAGAAGGGCGUCAACAACGUCCAGCAGCUGUCCCCCAAGCCCAAGGUCGUGUUCGUUCUGGGAGCCACUGCCACCGGGAAAUCCAAGCUCGCAAUCGCUCUCGCCGAGCAUUUCGGCGGCGAGGUAAUCAACUCUGACAAGAUGCAGGUCUACGAGGGCUUCCCGAUCGCGACCAACAAGGUGACCGAAGAGGAGCGCGGCGGGGUGCCGCACCACCUCCUGGGCGUGCUGCACCCGGACGCCGACUUCACUGCUGAGGACUUCCGGCGCGAGGCGCAGAAGGCCAUCUCCGGCGUCCUCUCGGCCGGGCGAGUCCCCGUGGUGGCCGGCGGGUCCAACACUUACAUCGUGGCCCUGGUGGAAGGGGAAGGCGGGGCCUUCCGGAAGGCCCACGACAGCCUUUUCCUGUGGCUGGACGCGGCGCCCUCGAUGCUGGAGUGGUACGCGGGGCUGCGCGUGGGCGAGAUGAUGCGCCGCGGGCUGGUGAUCGAGGCGCGCAACGCGUUCCGGGGCGCCGACGCCGACUACACCCGGGGCGUGCGCCGCGCCAUCGGGCUGCCCGAGCUGCACGCCUACCUGCAGGCCGAGCGCGACAUGGGCGGGCCACUGAGCGUGCCGUCGGCCAUGCUGCAGAGAGCGGCGAGCGAGAUCAAGGCCAGCACCUUCGCCCUCAUCCGCUCGCAGACGACCAAGAUCCGCCGCCUCAGCGGCCGCGACGGAUGGGAUGUCCGCAGGAUAGACGUGACCCCGGUGUUCUCUGCCACGGCCCAGGGCGUCGGGGUCAGGGACACCUGGGACAACUUUGUCUGGGGACCGUGCCAGGACCUGCUCAGGGUUUUCCUCGGUCCUGUCGCUGUGGGAACCGUGCCCGGAACCACUGCUGCUGCUGCUGCUGUUAGUGCUGCUCCUGCUGCUGAUGAUGCAGCGGGGACGGAGGUGCUGAAGUUUCACCUCCCUGCUGUGACUGCUGCUUUUUCCCCAAGCCUGCCAGUGGUGGAAGAAGAGAAAAACUACAAACAAGAAAAGGCUGUCAAUGCUGCAUUUUCCCCCGCCCUGCCAGUGGCGGAAGAGAAGUUCAACAACAACGACAACAAAGCUGCCGACGUCGAAAUGCUUGAGAAUGAACCUUCAGGCGGUGCUGCCAACGGUGAUGGAGGCAAUGCCAGCGUCGACGGCGCCGAUGUUCCUGCUCCGGCUGCAGCCGAAGCGGCGUCCGCCACUAAACUCUGA